AUGACAAACACAACCGAACAAACCACUGGAAACACCUCCAACCGAAACCCCGGUUUUGACUUUGGCAGCAGUCCCGAAGGGCUGUUGCCCACCCCCGAAGAGCAACAACAGAUGCUGUUGAAAUGGCGAGAAGAGCAGGCUGCUAAAGCCCAAUCUUCCAAGACCAAAGAGCAAGAAGCUGCCCGAUUAGCCAAGAAGAGGGAAGCCGAUGAACUGCGCCUGAAGGCCCUCCAGCUACAAAGGGAAGAAAUUGAGCUCCAGGAGAGAGCCCUCCGAGAGGCCUUGGAGGCCGAAGGAGGUCGAGCGCCAGAAGGUGAAGGUAAUAAGAAGAGGAAUCGGGAAGACCAAGACGGGUCUUCGGACUCCGAGUCACACUCCCGAGGGCCUCGUCACAGGCAUGUCACACCUUCGGAUACCGAAGGGGAGGAAGGUCCCCACGUUAGGGACCGACUUCGCCGAAUGGAGAAGGCCAUGUUUGGGGACAAGACGUUGACCCAUGAGCCAGUGAUAGUCGAAGAGAUCGAGCAAUAUCGGCCGCCCCCAGGGAGACAGUUCCCGAAGAUGAAUGAAUUUAAUGGGAAGGGCGACCCGAUCGAUCAUUGCGACAAAUACGAGUCCCUGAUGACCGGAAUGGGACACUGCGACAUCAUGCUAUGCAAGAUGUUCAAGACCUACCUAAAGGGAUCCGCUACGAUGUGGUACCGAUCCCUGAGGCCAAGGUCGGUCAGUUCUUAUGAUCAAUUGAAAUGCAAGUUCUUGAGGCACUACUCUCACUUAUGCCGAAGAGAGAAGGAUACAGAAGCCCUUAUCCAUUGCCGACAAAGACCUAAUGAGGAGUUGGGCGAUUACUUAGCCAGGUUCAAGGAAGAAGCCGGGAUGGUCACUAACCUGGAUAAGGUGAAGGCUGCAGGGUUCCUGACGGCCGGUCUGGACCCGGUGAAGGGUAAGAAGCUCCGAUCAUCUUUGUACGAUAUACCCCCCAAGUCGCUGAAUGACAUCUAUUUGCGGGGAGAAAGCAUCAGAAGGAAGAUGGAAUCCAUUGGGGGACACAAGAGCGACCGGAAAGAUGAUCGGUACAGCUCCCGUUCGGACGGCAAGGGAAAAAGAAAUGAUGGCUACCGAGGCAGAAGAGAUGAAAGGGAUGAGAAGCUGGAUAGAGGGGCCGAACGAAGGAGAGAUAGAGACAGCACUGUGUUCACUCCUUUGAAUACAUCUGUCUCCAAGAUUCUGAACGAGAUUAAGGGGAAACCAGGAUUCGUUCGGCCACCAAAGAUGAAGAUCCCAGAUUACAAGAAAAACUCAAAUAAGUAUUGCGACUAUCAUCGGGACAACGGGCAUAAUACCGAUGAAUGUUACCACUUGAAGAAGUUAAUAGAAAGGAUGGUCAAGGCUGGUGAUUUGAACCAGUAUGUUAAGGAUCUGAGGGAUCGGUUGGGUCCCAAAGAAGAUAAAGGGAAGGCGCCCGAAGAAGGUGAGAGGUACAGAGGUGAGGUCCGAACGAUUUUUGGGGGAACAAUCCUGGACCGAAGUAGCAAGACAGCCAAGAAGAAGUACGCCCGACAGGUCUACAACCUUUAUAGCAUAAACUCCACCAAACAGUCGUAUCCUAUAAUGUUCUCACAAGAAGACUAUGGAGAUGUUAUGCUGCCACACGACGAUCCGUUGGUCAUUAAUCCCGUGAUCGGUCAAAAUAAGAUCUGGAAGGUCCUGGUUGAUGGGGGAAGUUCUGUUAACGUCCUCUAUUACAACACCUACCAGAAGAUGAACCUAGAAGGCAAGCAGAUCGAUACCUGCUAUGAGGCACCUCUCUAUGGGUUCGGCAAUCAGCCAGUCCCGAUCGAAGGUACGAUCCACUUGCCCUUGUUGCUCGGUAAAUCCCCUUAUACCGUGGAAAAACAGGUCAAAUUCUAUGUGGUCCGAGUCGAGAGUCCUUUCAAUGCCAUCUUGGGGAGACCUGUUCUCACUGCUUUCGAAGCCAUUGCCUCUAUUCCCCACCUCAAGUUGAAGUUCCCGACCGAGAAGGGAGUGGGAGAGAUGAGAGGUGAUCAGAAGGCUGCUAGGAUCAUUAUGCUGGAAGACUUGGAGAAGGACAAGGAUCUAGGCGGCGCCGAACCGAAGAUGGUCCUGGGGGCAGCGGCCAUGCCCUACAUAUUGAGUUGGAGAAGUUUGGAAAUGAUCUCUCAAACCCGAUAG
Daucus carota subsp. sativus is the source of this 2193-nucleotide messenger RNA. RefSeq lists its product as uncharacterized. Bases 1 to 2193 code for a protein of 730 amino acids. The transcript has a single exon. The record is from RefSeq and is a predicted model, not a curated record. Lineage: Eukaryota; Viridiplantae; Streptophyta; Magnoliopsida; Apiales; Apiaceae.